Molecule: messenger RNA, 1105 nt
Organism: Lucilia sericata (common green bottle fly)
Lineage: Eukaryota; Metazoa; Arthropoda; Insecta; Diptera; Calliphoridae
Exons: 3
Coding region: 216-995 (259 amino acids)
Biological process (GO): regulation of DNA-templated transcription
Molecular function (GO): DNA-binding transcription factor activity; DNA binding
Source: RefSeq, a predicted model, not a curated record
UGAAAGUUUGGACUUUUUGCAAAAAAAAAAAAAAAAAUUAAAAAUAAACAAAUAAAAAUGUAAUUUUUCAAAAAUAAAGGGGAAUACCAGAUUAAUACACCACAACAAAACAUAAUCAAAAUCAAGCGUAUUUAAUAAAGUCAAGCGAGUAAAAGCUUAUCUGUGCCGGGUCGGCUGUUGCAAAAAAUUGUGUAAUUUUCUAUAAAAAGAUCACAAUGGUCGUGUUGUCAUAUCUAACUAAACAACCUGAUCCACUGGAAAGAUUUGCCUAUGAUAGUGCUAUAAGAAAAAAGAGCACAUUAACAAGUGAAUAUAUACUUUUGAACGACACAAUAUAUCCAGAAGUUUGGAUUGUGGUCGAUUUAUAUAGUCAUAUGGAUCCGCCACUUUUGUCACCUCAUAUACUGAGAAAAAAUACCGCUAGAAAUGCAAAACUAAUAAUAGACAUAAUGCAAAAGCCGGUUCCUAAUAGCAGCUAUUAUAAAUACAACUUAAAUAACUGUCACAUACGUAAAACCUGUAGUUUACGGCUAAAAAACGAAAUCAAAGGAAAGCUACAAUAUUUGAAAAGUUGGCAGAUGGAACAAUCUCUAGAUGAAAAAGCUAAGAAUGUCAUAGAAAAUACUAUAGAUACGGAUUAUUUUGGUAUAAAUAGCGGUAAAAAGGUCUACAUAGGCUUUACUGCUUAUGCCCGCAAUCCUAGCAAUGGUUGUAAAGAACAAAUAUCAGACACAAUAUUUUCCAAUGCCAUUUAUGACAUCUGUAAUUUUUCAACCGUAACACCUAGUUUUGCAACAACUGCUGGUCGUUCAGAACAUAUCAUUAAACUUAGCGAUAACCAACUUACAACAACACCAUCAAGCGUUCAAAUUAAAUUAUCCCAUGAAGAUAAUAGUUGGCAAGCUUGGACUAUGGGUCAUUUGCAAAAGAUGGUUUACAUUUCACUGCCCCACCCUAUACGGGCCAUAUUAAUUCGAACGAUAACAAUCGUCUGAUUAAUUUGCAAGUUAUGGAGAAUUUAUCUCUUGUUGCCAUUAAAUUUGUUUAUAUCGUUAAUAAUUAAACUAUUUAUAAGUAUAUAACUAAUUUAACUUUAUUUCUAAUA